Peronospora matthiolae is the source of this 1290-nucleotide messenger RNA. The record is from the annotation of a GenBank genome assembly. NCBI's taxonomy places the organism in Eukaryota, Oomycota, Peronosporomycetes, Peronosporales, Peronosporaceae.
AUGAGCAAGAAUCUGCUUUCGGUGCCACAAAUCAACAAGGGUGGCAGGUUCCAAGUCGUGUUCGAUGGAUCCAAGAUGCAAGUGAAGCGCAAGAAUUCCACACAAGUCGUGGCGACUGCAGAUCUUGUCGAUGGACUUUACUGGCUGCGGACUCCUCAACGAUCGGCAAAUGCAGCAACACGCAACGGGACUAUAGACUUGCAUGCGCGCAUGGGUCAUGCACCCCUCGAAGUUCUGCGCAAGAUGGUGGCCACUGGCAUGAUCAAGGACGCCAAGGCACCUCUCAACGCGACUGGUCCAAGUGUGUGUCGCGGUUGCCAGCAAGGAAAGAUGGUCCAAAAACCAUUCCCAAACAACCGUGACAAACGCCAAUAUGGUGUGUUCGAGUUGCUGCACUUCGACAUCUGCGGGCCAAUGGAACAAGUCUCGAUCGGCGGCAGCAGAUACUUACUGCUUGUGGUUGACGAAGCCAGCGGCUGCAUGAAGGGCUUCUGUCUGCGGUCCAAGUCUGAGAGUGAAGUCUGUAUCAAGAACCACAUUAUCAAGAUUCAAACUCAGUUCGGCACGAAGAUCAAGUUUGUUCGGCACGAUGGAGCGCAUGAGUUUGCGACCAACUCCAACAAGACCUUCUACGAAGAUCAAGGCAUAGAGCAGCAGGUCACAGUGCCGUAUGCACACCAGACCAACGGCACUGCAGAACGCGCAAUACGGACCAUCGUCACGAUCGGACGCAGCUUGUUGCAUCAUGCAAAACUGGAGAAGUGUUUCUGGGCUGAAGCGGCAAUGACGGCGAUCUACAUCAAGAACCGCCUGCCUUCACCCAAGAUCGACCACAAGACUCCGUUCGAAAUCGUGUACAAGUCGAAACCAAGUGUCAAGCACAUGCGCGUGUUUGGAUGUCGGACGUUUAUCCUGACACCAAGGGAGAAGCGAUUGAAGUGGGACCCGAAGGCUCGUGAAGGGAUGUUCAUGGGCUACGAAGAAGAGUCAAAAGCUUAUCGAGUGUACGACAUUGAGGCGGGCCAAGUGGUGAUCAGUCGUGACAUCACCUUCGACGAAUCGACUUUUGACUUUUCGGUGGACCGACCAAGUGACGAUGAUGAAGAUGCGGAGUUGGACCUCGACCUCCUGGCGAUCAACGAGGAUGACGUGCGUCAAACCGUCUACAAGAAAACUGGCAAGCGCAAGAGUGAAGCAAGACCCGGCAUGUCACGUUCAGCUUGCCCUCGAACUGGGUUGGAACAAGCAAGUGCGCCAGAACACGUCUCCAACCGUCACCAGAAACGAUGA